This is a messenger RNA of Phanerochaete carnosa HHB-10118-sp, 1996 nucleotides long. RefSeq lists its product as uncharacterized. Gene Ontology annotation, biological process: ergosterol biosynthetic process. The record is from RefSeq and is a predicted model, not a curated record. Gene Ontology annotation, molecular function: 3-beta-hydroxy-Delta5-steroid dehydrogenase (NAD+) activity; 3-beta-hydroxysteroid dehydrogenase [NAD(P)+]/C4-decarboxylase activity. Lineage: Eukaryota; Fungi; Basidiomycota; Agaricomycetes; Polyporales; Phanerochaetaceae. The transcript is spliced from 2 exons. Bases 250 to 1812 code for a protein of 520 amino acids. Gene Ontology annotation, cellular component: endoplasmic reticulum.
ACUCAUCGUCUGAACACCUCUACUCUGCCGAUCAUAGACAGUUUCGGAUGUCGCGCUCGGCCUUUGCCAUGACUAAAGACUCGCUUCUUCUCAAGUUCACACCACAACUCCCACAAUCGAUCCUUAGCGAUUCUCAACCGACCGUCUGCCGCUCUCUGCGGUUUUUAAACGUCUUCGCGUCGUGAAGUUGAACUUGACUGGCCACCGCUUUCCCGGGGGCACGCUCAACAUCCCGACGACAUCUUGGCCAUGAACGUGCCCGCGCUCGCGCUCCUCGCAAUCCCGCUACUGCUUGUUCUCUAUGUCUGGUUGAACGACGCGAAGUUGGAGCAGUUGCCCACAGAAGCUGCUCGUAUCUCGCCCGAACGGUGGACGAAGGAGAAGAUAGAGUUAUGCUAUGCGGGCCUGAAAGACGGGCCAAUCUCUGUACUGGAUGAGAAGCUUCCACCAAGGACUGGCAGAAGGUAUAUUGUAGUUGGAGGAGCCGGCUUCCUGGGUGGAUGGAUCGUUCUCCACCUCUUGCAGCGUGGCGAGGAUCCGCGCAGAAUUCGAGUCCUAGACAUCCGGCUCCCUGUCCGCCAGGAUCUCCAAGAAGGCCGGGCCAGAGAGGUAGAUUUCAUAAAGGUCGACGUCUCAGACCGCGACGCCGUCUUCAAGGCAUUCAACAAGCGUUGGCCAAAGGUUGCAUCCGACAUACCCGGCGCCCCGGACCCUGAGGUCACGGUCUUCCACACUGCGUCGGUCAUCCGUUUCUUCGAGCGACACCCCGAUCUCCUGUACCUCUCUGAAAACGUUAACGUACACGGAACGCAGAACAUCCUUGACGCUGCACGUGACGUCGGCGUGCGCAUUAUAAUCUACACGUCCUCCGGCUCAGUCGGCGUACGCCGCAGCUGCUUUUGGCUGCUCCCCUGGCAAAAAGAGCCGAAACACUUCACUCAGGUCAUUAAUGACGACGACUCAAACCUGCCAAAGCGACACGACCAGUUCUUCUCCAACUAUGCGGUAUCGAAACUCGCGGCCGAACGCCGCGUGCGCGCUGCGGACCGCUCAGAGUCGAACGACGGCAAGGUUUUGCGCACGGGCUGCAUCCGCCCAGGCAAUGGCGUUUUCGGCCCUGGUGGAGAUUUGCUCGUCGGUGCAUAUAUGGUUAGGAAGUACAAUCCGACGUGGCUCCAUGCUAUCAUGCAAUCCUACACCUACGUCGAAAACUGCUCCCUGGCGCACCUUCUGUACGAGCAGCGGCUCAUAGAGCUCGAGAACGGUAGCACGCAUCCGGACAUUGGUGGCGACGCCUUCUGUAUUGCUGAUAUGGGGCCGCCGCCUACGUCCGGGGACAUCCACUUUGCGACCGAAGUGCUCAGCGGUGGCAAGGUCAGGUAUCACAACCUGUCGCCUACAGCAAUGCUCGGCGUAGCGCAGCUCGUGGAGUUAUACUACCUGGGCCGCCGGUUCCUUAUUAAAUCCCGCUUUGCGUUUCUCGGCAGCCUCCUCCCGCAGCUAUUGGGCGAAAUCGUCUUCUUGCAGCCGUCGAUGUUCGCACUAACCAACGUCCAUCUGUAUUUUGACGAUUCUCGCGCACGUGCACCGCCAGAGAAGGGCGGGCUUGGGUAUACAAAUCAUUAUACGACUCUCGAGGGGGUCUGCCGAGUUGUCGCCGAUCACUACAGGACUGGUGGCCAGGGUACGACACGGGCCAUCGCUGGACAUGUCGAGACAAGCCAAUCGCCCCUCGUGGGCGCAGAGCUUGCUAUCGGGACUGCGAUGGAGAAGAUUGGCGAUCCAUUCGAUGCAAGAAAGGCGUUAAAUUAAGAGGUUCAUUUUAUUUAUUUAUCAAUUCAUGUCACAUGUUGGUGAACCACGUCUUCUCUUUCGUUCGUCAGCAAAUGCGCUUACCAUGUACUUCAGCAAUUAUUUCUUUGUACUUUCAAUGAACAUAGUGUAUAUCCGCAUAGCGCAUUGUAUAUCUCGUAUGGAACAUCAUUCUAGCCUGACC